CAUGUUAUUGACGGGGAGAGGAGCGGAGGUGACAGACCUGUAACCAUGGAGAAAUAAACUGCAGGCUCCUCUUCCCCUGAAAUAAAAAGAAAAUAGUAAAAAAAAGUACUUCUCGAGCAGGACUAUAUGUGUGAAUACGGAUACGAGUGUGAAUCAUGCCGUGCACGCACAGAAGAAUCUGAAAGCGUCUGCCGUUAAAGAUGUCCGCAGAGCAGCAACGCGACAGGAUGAUGCGGGCGGAUAUGGAACGGCUGUCCCGGGAGCUGGCCGAGACCACGAAGGAGAAGAUCCAGGCGGCGGAGUACGGCCUGGUAGUGCUUGAGGAGAAACAGCAGCUCAAGCAGCAGUACGAUGAGUUGGAGGCGGAAUAUGAGAGCGUCCGCCAAGAGCUCGAGCAGCUGCGAGAGGCGUUUGGACAGGCUCACUCCAACCACAGGAAGGUGGCGGCGGAUGGCGAGAGCCGAGAGGAAUCACUCAUCCAGGAGUCGGCGUGUAAGGAGGCGUAUUACGAGCAGCGCAUGCAGGAGCUGCUGGCAGAACUGCGGCAGGCACGGAACAUCCUGACCAACACCCAAUCAGAGAACGAGCGCCUGUCCACCAUCACUCAGGAGCUGAGAGAGAACAGUCAGAUGGUGGAGCUGCAGAGGUCACGUCUGCGUGAUGACAUCAAAGAGUUCAAGUUCCGUGAAUCUCGACUGCUGCAGGACUACAGUGAACUGGAGGAGGAGAACAUCACCCUGCAGAAACAUGUGUCUGUCCUGAAACAGAGCCAGGUGGAGUUUGAGGGUCUGAAGCAUGAAAUUCGUCGUCUGGAGGAAGACACCCAGUUUCUGAACAGUCAGUUGGAAGACGCCAUCCGCCUGAAGGAGAUCGCCGAGAGACAACUCGGAGAAGCACUUGAGACCAUCAAGACUGAGAGAGAGCAGAAGGCCGCUUUGAGGAAGGAGUUGUCUCAGUAUAUGAGAAUCGGGGACUCGAUGUACCACAGUCCUUUGAGUAUCUCCCUCGAUGGAUUGAAGUUUAGUGAUGACACGUCAGUCGAGCCUAACAAUGAUGAACCCAUCCACGGCUACGAGAACACUUUUGACAAGAUCACCAAUGGCGAUGACAACCGCGUUUCCACGCCCAAAAAAGGAGAGCUGUUCCACCCCUCCUCCAGCCUUGUGGACAAUCUACUGAGUGAACUCAACAUCUCUGAGAUACAGAAACUAAAACAACAACUGCUGCAGGUGGAGCGAGAGAAGGUGACGCUACUGUCUACGCUGCAGGAUUCUCAGAAGCAGCUUGAGCAGGCUCAUGGAGCGCUAUCUGAGCAACACGAGAAGGUCAGCCGUCUCACCGAGAACCUCAGUGUUAUGCGUAAGCUCCAGGCCAACAAAGAGCGCCAGUCCGCUCUGGACAAUGAGAAAGAGCGCGACAGCCAUGAGGAUAGUGACUACUAUGAGGUGGACAUCAACGGCCCCGAGAUCCUGGAGUGCAAGUACAAGGUUGCUGUGUCCGAGGCAAGUCAACUGAAGGAGGAGCUUAAAACACUGAAGACGGAGCAUUCAGCCUGUCAAUCACAGUACAAGGAGCAUCGGGUGCAGCUGGAUAGCCAGGUGGCAUCUCUGAGUGCUCAGGUCACUUCUUUGGAGCACAGCAGCCGAGUGGACCGCGAGCAACUGGCACGACUCGAAAAAGAGCUUCGUCAAGCCAGCGAAGUGGCGGGCGAAUCCCAGGGCAGCCUUAACGUAGCACAAGACGAGCUGGCCACCUUUAGCGAAGAGCUCGCCAACCUGUAUCACCACGUUUGCAUGUGCAACAACGAAACGCCAAACCGCAUCAUGCUUGACUACUACCGUGAAGGUAAAGCCGGAGUUAACGGGACGCAAAUCACAGGUCGGGCUAGCCCUGAAGGUCGCGGCCGCCGAUCUCCCAUCCUGCUAACGCGGGGUCUGUUUCCUGCUGCCGAUGGCAGCGAUGGAGCUUCUUCUCCGGUCUACUCCAUUCCGUCCCCAACGGCUGAUCCUCGCAAGGAGCCCAUGAACAUCUAUAACCUGGUGGCCAUCAUCCGGGACCAAAUCAGGCACCUGCAGCUGGCUGUUGACCGCACGACGGAGCUCUCGCGCCAGCGCAUGGCAUCUCUGGAAUUGGGUCUUGGGUCUGACCGAGAACAGGAGGCCAGUAUGGAGGAGAUUCUUAAGCUCAAAUCGCUCCUCAGCACCAAGAGGGAGCAGAUCGCUACACUGAGAACCGUCCUGAAGGCAAACAAACAGACUGCUGAAGUGGCGCUGGCCAACCUGAAGAGCAAGUAUGAGAAUGAGAAGGCCAUGGUGACUGAAACCAUGAUGAAGCUUCGCAACGAGCUCAAAGCUCUGAAAGAGGAUGCCGCCACCUUCUCCUCACUCAGAGCCAUGUUUGCCACUCGCUGUGACGAGUACGUCAUUCAGUUGGAUGAGAUGCAGCGUCAGCUGGCAGCCGCAGAGGACGAGAAGAAGACGCUGAACUCUCUCCUCCGUAUGGCCAUUCAACAGAAGCUGGCACUCACGCAGCGACUAGAAGACCUAGAGUUCGACCAUGAGCAGACCCGCCGGGGCGGAGCAAACGGCCGCGCCAGGGUCGCCUCCUCACGUGGGAGAUCUGUCCUCAACUCCACCCACUCCCACGUAAGUCACGCCACCACCACCACCUGCGGGGGUCGCGGCGAGCCCAACGGCCACGUGGGAAUGCCGGUGGUCUUCUGCAGCGAAAAGUACAAGAUCUACUGCGACUGAAGCCGUUGCUUUGAUAGCUGACUGUACAGAGCUCUACUCACGCGCUCUUGCUUGCUGUGUGCUAACCCAUAUGAUGUGUUCAAGUUUUGGGCAGAAAACGGUCACGCCUGCCAGCGUUCUAUUAGCCAGCAGAAUGAAGAUGCUGUAGAGCUUGCUGAGGGCAGAAUGAUAGCGUUUAGUCUUAAAGGUUCACAGGGAGGACUGCUUGUCUUCUUGUGGUAUUAUGGUGCUUAAAGGAAUAUUCCGGGUUCAAUAAAAGUUAAACUCAGUCGACAGCAUUUGUGGCAUAAUGUUGAUUACCUCAAAACUUAAUGUCGACAUUGUCCGUCCUUUUCUUAAAAAAAAAAAAAAAAAGCAAAAAUCAAGGUUACAGUGAGGCACUUACAAUAGAAGUCAAUGGGGCAAAAUUUGGAAGGUUUAAAUGCAAACCCGGAAUAUUCCUUUAAAGCAGCUUCGCAUGUGGGUGUGUACGUGUUCUUAGAUUUGACCAAUAUAUGUGCUAGAUAGAGAACGCUUUGAAGGCCGAUAGCUGUUUGCCCUCUCUCUUUCAAAAGAUUGUUUCCUCUGACCUUUGUCCCAGGAGAAGAAAACUGCAUGAACCAGCUAAAGGUGAUCUUACUAAACUAGCCUGACAAGUUUAAUGGCCAGCUAAGUCAGGCAAACCACCUUAGGAUGGUUCAAGCUGUUUUUCAAGCGGGCAUCUCUCUCUUGCCUCUGAAAUGUGCAGCCCGUCCAAUCAGGUCACGUGUAUCCACAUGACAGAUCAAAAUAAAUAUGCAAAGUUUAUCCCUGCCUUAUUGACGUGCAGGAAAACUCAUUGAAUCUUGCCAUUCUGUGUAGCAAGAAUUCAGAAACAGAAUUUGACGGGUUUGGCCCAUGAGUGAGUGUUUUGAGGGAUGUCACUCAUGAGGAGGCAGGCGGGAACGCACAUGGUCCAUUCAUAAGCAUGCGCCAGGAAGCCAACCAGUUGCUGGCCCGUUUUUCAGUUUGCAAUUGCUUAUAGAUGUGUGGCUGCAAAACUAUUUCUGAGAGCUUUAACAUGUUCCACUCUUGAUUUUAUGUACUCGAGCACACUUGACACAGGGCUUAAUACGACAGCAUUUGAAGUCAUGUGAAGGGCUUUACUCGUUGAUGUCAUAAUUCACUCUAGUCUGUGUAUUCGCGUGUAGAACAAACCGUGGAGGAGCCUUGUGUGACGUGACUCUCAUGUCAAGACAACACAUAUCAUGACAUCUCUUUUUGUCAAACACACAAUGGGAGUCCUUAGUAUGAUAUGAAGUCACCUUCAACACCAUAUAGAAAACAUAUUAAGUCAUGUUCAAAAGAUAGUAAGGUCUAUUCCCAUAUGGUCUAGUGGUUAGGAUUCCUGCUUUUUACGCAGGCAGCCCGGGUUCGACUCCUGGUAUGGGAAGCAGAGUCCAGUGUCUUUCCUAAUACAUUAAUCACCAAUCAGAUGAAAUCCAUUUCACCCAUUAUUUUCAAUUACUGACAAUUUUAUGAAAUCAAAUGAGAUUUUUUCAGGGAUUACUGAGAAUAUUCCGGGUUCAAUACAAGAUAAGUCUCACUGGAACACACAUUUGUCCUUUUUUUUUAAGAAAAGGAGGAACGAGAUGAAAUCAUUUUUGGUUGAUAUGAACAUUUUGCCACAAAUGCUGUCGAUUGAGCUGAAUUGUAUUUAAUCCGGAAUAUUCCUUUAACUAGGUCUGGUGGUUUUGGUAUCUCGAUCUGAUCUGGUGCUUUACUUCAUCAAUAAGCUUUGUAUAUUUGUAUUUUGUUUUUCAUACUCGAUGAUUUUGAUUUACAUUAGGUAUUUCCUGCCUUGUCAUUGAUGGAAUCGGUGAAAUGUAAAAUGUGACUGAUUUUAGAAAGUAUUACUAAUGAACAGGUGAUGAGUUGGACUAGUUAUAGUAAAUGUCAGUACGCCACCAAGGAGGCGUAGAUAAAUUCAUAUUUCACUGUUUGCAACCUUUACUACACAGCCUUUUAUAGUCCAACCUGACAAACUGUUUGUUUUGGGGAAACUAAUUGUAAUAAUUUGGGCUGAGGACUUUUAGUGCUUUUGAGAUCCUGUUUUCCUACAUUUAACUUCCUGUACAUUAAUCUUCUGCGCUAACAUAACAUUGGCUGUUUGGCUUCUGGUGACUAACCCAGUUUUACAUUUGAUUUGAGCAACAAAUAAUUUUCUAGGUGCUUGACUGCACCUACCAUGUUCAGAUGGAAGGCUUUAACAAUAAUGCCAACUGUUAUUAUUUUUUUCAUUUUUGUGUUUGUUUUCUCUAAUUUGCAGUAACAUUCAGUCGGGGAAUUCAACAUUCCACCGGUGCCCACAAAUUCAGUGUCCAAAACGGCUAAAGUUGAACUCCCAUGGACUUACAAAACACACUGGAUGACCAUUAACGUGGUUCUUUUUUAAUUCUUGGAAACUGAAAACUUUUAUAGUUGUUAUACAGCUGCAGCAGGUUAUUUUAAGUGCAUCUGGACUUUUGAAGAAAAGUUUCGAUUAAUUAAGUCGGAAGCCAGAGUUCACAAAUCUUGGAAACUUCAACUCAAAAUUUUAAUGGUUUAAAAGAAAAAUGGCUUGAUUUCCUCAAAACAUCCAUCAGUUUGUCUUGGGUUUUGUAACCUUUUAAUAUAUGGUUGUAUUGUUUUUAUGUUAACAUUUAUUUUAUUAACCUAGUUUGGUGUUUUGGAGUCGGUAUUUUCCACAGUAUUGGAUCUCUUUGUAAGCAGAGGUCAAUAUCAAACCAUUACUGUCUCUGUUAUGAAAUUCAUCCACAAGUAUCCUAUAUUACUCCUCUGUGUUACUCAUAAUUUGUUUCGAUUUUUUGCAUUCAUUUUACUGCCAUGUUUGAAACCAAAUCCCAGGGGGUCACAUGCUGGGCUUUUGUCGAUUUAUUAUUCUUAGGAAUAGUUCAAAGGGAACAUUUACAAACUUGAUGACAUUGUGGCUUAAUCUGAUACAGAAGGCUUUGGAAAAACCAGCAAAAUAAUUGAAUUCCAAUUGAAAUUCAAGCUCAAGCUUUACACGGAUCACUGACCUUCAGCAUUCUGUACAAGAGUAAAUGAAUAAUUCCAAAUUGGAAUGCUGUAAUUCUCUCUAUUUAUUGUGCCAAGUGUCGGUACACCGUCUGGGUUGUUGAAAAGGAUCAGAAGCGUUAAGAAGCAGAGGGUGUAGCCCGAGACAUUUACCUUACACUCCAUUUGGUUUGUUUUCGUUUCUGCUUUUCAUUCUGACCAUUAGUGCCUUUUAUUAUUUCAAGAGAGAAUCCUAGCUUUUUAGCUUUUUGUAGUUCCCUUUUCCCACUCCUUACGAAAGAUCAACGGAUGAGGAUGUCUGGUUUGAAACUGAACGGCAGCAAUAAGCGCAGAAGACAUUCGUUCUGUUCCGUAAGAGUGCAAAGAUGAUAUUACAGUUAGUGAAAUUAAACCGAGAUUGUAUCGAAUUCUUCAGGUCAGCGGUCCUAAUGGCAAAUUCAGGGGUUUUAGCAAAAGUGAUUUUUUUCAAAAGCCAGAGUUAUCCUUCUUUGCCUCAUUAUGAACAAAAGUGUGAGACACAAAACACGUGUGGUGUUUUGGUGUUGGAGACUGGUGUUAUUUAGUUUAAGUGGCAUUGAUAGGAUUGUUGACACUUGUGAGAAAGCGUUUGUCCUCUUUCUGUCCAAUUAUUUUGUUUCAUUUUUAUAUAUAUAAUCUUGAAUAUUUUUGACACGGUUAAAUAAGCAUUACGAUUUCAGGAAACAGAAAACAUUUUGCAUCAACAAGCAAACGGUGCGAGUCGCAUCUUGUUUGUUGAGGCAUAAAAUGAAUAAAUACAGUUGCAAGCGAGGAAAAAAAUGAACUAAGUGCAAUUUUAAAAACGAUUUACUUGAUAAAUGAAGUUUUCUGUUUGCUGGAAGUGAUAGCAUUGUGAUAUUCUACUAGCUGUGGAAGACUUAUUAUUGUGUUCCAGUAUUGAUCUAUACGGGAAGUUUGAUACCUUAAUAUAAAAUAACCACUUCAUCCAUAUGUUUGUAUUUAUUUGAAAUGUCGUGCAGAACUUUAUAAUGUGCAUUAUUAUGUCAUAUGCAUGUUUUUCCUCAGUCAUGGGACUUUUACACAGAACUGAAGACAAACUUUACAACUCCAAAGAAUUGGAAGACAAAACGAGAAUGGGGCAGAAAUGUUUAGAUUUAUAUGGUAUAUUACUGCUAAACUAAUCAAGCUUAAAGCAUUGUUCACUCUGUCUGUGUAGAGGUAGUCAUGCUGGUUAAAAUCAAUAAAAACAAAUAAAA
This is a messenger RNA of Xyrauchen texanus (razorback sucker), 7024 nucleotides long. RefSeq names its product protein bicaudal D homolog 2-like. The transcript has 9 exons. Gene Ontology annotation, molecular function: cytoskeletal adaptor activity; dynactin binding; dynein complex binding. Lineage: Eukaryota; Metazoa; Chordata; Actinopteri; Cypriniformes; Catostomidae. The record is from RefSeq and is a predicted model, not a curated record. Gene Ontology annotation, biological process: protein localization to organelle; microtubule anchoring at microtubule organizing center; regulation of microtubule cytoskeleton organization. Bases 201 to 2753 code for a protein of 850 amino acids. Gene Ontology annotation, cellular component: cytosol; Golgi apparatus.